Messenger RNA from Scheffersomyces coipomensis, 1311 nucleotides. RefSeq lists its product as uncharacterized. NCBI's taxonomy places the organism in Eukaryota, Fungi, Ascomycota, Pichiomycetes, Serinales, Debaryomycetaceae. The record is from RefSeq and is a predicted model, not a curated record. The coding region runs from base 1 to 1311 and encodes 436 amino acids. The transcript has a single exon. Gene Ontology annotation, molecular function: protein binding.
AUGGGGGUUCAAUUAAGAGAACGCUAUAAUUCAUUUGAAAGUAUGCUGUUAGACUUCAUUUUACCUACUUUUCCUAGUAAUAUAACACCAUCUAAAGUUCAUCUUGAAGGAGGCAUAACUCAUUUACACACAUGUUUAAUUGACAAUCACAGUUUCUUGAUUAAAGUCAAGGAUAUCACACUUGCUAUAAUUGUUGACUUAUAUAAAUCUAAAGAGAUUGAGCUUGUGCCUGAACUAUUAAAACUUCCAAAUAUAAAAAAUGUUGAAUGGUACAUUCGUACUCCAUCUGGAGAUCUCUUGACCAAACAAGAAAUUAAAUAUAUCAUUGAUUUAAUGAACUUGGAGAAUUUUUCACAGUCAUUAAGCUACAUGAAGGAUUUUAAAAAUGUUAUAGAUAUACUUCCAAGAAGAUGUAACAAUAUGAUAUGUAGAGGACUUUUACGAAAUCCAUUUGUUAAUUUUGGUACAUUUCAAGAUUUAAAAUUUUUGGAAUUCAAUUUCGCUGAUAUUUCAUUAUUUGUCAAAUUACCACCAUCAUUAGAAAAGAUAAGGAUUAUAGAAACCAAAUUUUCCGUUUCUGAAGAUUUUUCAUGGCCACCAAAUGUGAAGGUUGUGAAGAUUACAAAAUGUGAUAUGAAUGAUGAAAAUCUAGUUAGAUUAUCUGGUUGGCCUACUAAAUUAAAAACAUUGACAUUGGAACAUAAUAAGUUUUAUAAACUCAGCAGUAUGGGAAAUCUACCUCAAAGUUUAGAAUAUCUAAGCAUAGUUUCCCUGGCUAGUCACCUUGUAUUUUAUGAAGAUCCUUUAAUUCGAUUUGAUCUUUAUAAUUUUGGUUCCUAUUCCUUUCCUAAAUCUUUGAAAAGCUUAAAUAUUUCUGGUGUUACCUUUCAUGAUUUUCAUAGAUAUGUUAUAGAGUUUCCUCAAGGUUUACAAAGAUUGAGAAUAUCUCGAGGCAUCAAAUCCUUAAAGCAAUUCAUAUUUCCUAAUUCUUUAAUCUAUUUGGAUUUAAGUUGUAAUCAGAUAGAAAGUCUAUUAGAUUAUGAGAAUCGCUUCCUGCUAAACUAUUGGAGAUCUCUUAUCAAUUUACAAGUAUUAAUAUUGAAUAAUAACUUAUUAGAUUCAAAUUCCUUGAACAAUUGGUGGCCUCCUAUAAAUCUAAAUUGCAUAAAUUUGAGUUCAAAUUUGAUCGACAGCUUGAAUAUCAAAAUUUUAGAAUACAAAAUAAGACAGCAGAUUUCACAUAAUAGUGUGAUUGACAUGUCUUCAACUAAGAUCAAUAAAAGCUCAUUCAAAUCUUUAUUUCGUAAAUGA